AUCGCGAUAACAUAUGAUGCCUAUGUGAAACAGCAAGGCGGACAUCCGCUCUCUUUUCGGUGGCAGACUGUUGUCGAGCCAGUUUUACAAAAUGAAGCUGAAUAUCUCGUUUCCUGCCACUGGCUGUCAGAAGCUGAUUGAAGUGGAUGAUGAGCGCAAGUUGCGAACCUUCUACGAGAAGCGUAUGGCCACAGAGGUGGCUGCUGAUCCCCUGGGAGAUGAGUGGAAGGGCUACAUGGUGCGCAUCAGCGGAGGCAACGACAAGCAGGGCUUCCCCAUGAAGCAGGGUGUGCUGACCCAUGGCCGUGUGCGCUUGCUGCUUGCCAAGGGCCAUUCCUGUUACCGCCCCCGUAGGACAGGAGAGCGCAAACGCAAGUCUGUCCGUGGCUGCAUCGUUGAUGCCAACCUCAGCGUGCUGAACUUGGUUAUCAUCAAGAAAGGUGAGAAGGACAUCCCCGGCCUGACCGACAGCACUGUGCCCCGCCGCUUGGGACCCAAGAGGGCCAGCAAGAUCCGCAAGCUCUUCAACCUGGCCAAGGAGGAUGAUGUCAGGCAGUAUGUUGUGAGGAGACCCCUGACUAAAGAAGGUAAGAAGCCCAGGACCAAGGCUCCCAGGAUCCAGAGGCUAGUGACACCCCGUGUGCUGCAGCACAAGCGCCGCCGCAUUGCCCUUAAGAAACAGCGCACCCAGAAGAACAAGGAAGAGGCUUCCGAGUACGCGAAGCUGCUGGCCAAGAGGAUGAAGGAGGCUAAGGAGAAGCGCCAGGAACAGAUCGCUAAAAGGCGCCGUCUCUCCUCCCUUAGGGCCUCCACAUCCAAAUCUGAGUCCAGCCAGAAGUGAAAUGUGGAAUUGAAUUAAAUGUUUUGCUGAAA
Molecule: messenger RNA, 873 nt
Organism: Oncorhynchus nerka (sockeye salmon)
Lineage: Eukaryota; Metazoa; Chordata; Actinopteri; Salmoniformes; Salmonidae
Product: small ribosomal subunit protein eS6
Exons: 6
Coding region: 92-841 (249 amino acids)
Biological process (GO): translation
Cellular component (GO): ribosome
Molecular function (GO): structural constituent of ribosome
Source: RefSeq, a predicted model, not a curated record